Molecule: messenger RNA, 1639 nt
Organism: Mastomys coucha (southern multimammate mouse)
Lineage: Eukaryota; Metazoa; Chordata; Mammalia; Rodentia; Muridae
Gene: Vti1b
Product: vesicle transport through interaction with t-SNAREs 1B
Exons: 6
Coding region: 846-1361 (171 amino acids)
Biological process (GO): Golgi to vacuole transport; intracellular protein transport; intra-Golgi vesicle-mediated transport
Cellular component (GO): Golgi apparatus; ER to Golgi transport vesicle membrane; endoplasmic reticulum membrane
Molecular function (GO): SNAP receptor activity; SNARE binding
Source: RefSeq, a predicted model, not a curated record
CAGAUCCCAUUACAGAUGGUUUUGAGCCACCAUGUGGCUCUCCAGCUCCUUAGGUUCUAGUGUCUAUGGCUGUAAAACAAUGUUGAUAAUUUCUGAGAACUAUCCCAGCUGUAAUGUCGAUUGGUAUGUGAGACUGAAACAAAAAACAGGUAAUGACCCCUCAGUUUAGUAGAGACAAGCCUCUUUUGAUUUCUGAACAUUUGCUUUUCUAACAUCUAUUUUCCUAGAUGUUUUUCUGCCCUAUGGACUUUGGUGGAGGUUGAGGGGCAGCACCAGCCGGUCUAAAUCAUGGUGGGGGUGUUAGGUCCUUGCAACUUCACAAGGUCGAUUCCUUACUACCUUGCUAUGAAUGUCACUGAUCCCUGGGUAGUGCACAGAAGCAUUGGAGACACUUGAUUUGAAAAUGUCCCUGAUGGUAGUAGCCUUUAUGAUGUUUGGAACUUCUUUUUUUGUUUUGUUUUGUUUUGUUUUGUUCUUCGAGACAGGGUUUCUCUGUAUAGCCCUGGCUGUCCUGGAACUCACUCUGUAGACCAGGCUGGCCUCAAACUUCUUAAUGGUUUUGUCCUUUGGCAUGAACCACGUGCAGUUCAUACAGUGCGUUGCCUUCACAUAGCUACAGCCCUUUUUGGUGUGACUGUUGUUUCUCCUCUUUUUUUUUUUUUGGAUCAUGUUGGAGCCAAGACCAGAAAGCAUCCUUUCUAGGUUCUUCAGCAGGAGGAAUGAUUUCUUAGGCCUGUCCUUGGUUUUAAAUCUAGGACUCCAUAAAGGAGCUUAAAGAAGAGAAGAAGAAGCUGGUCAGAGAUUUUGAUGAAAAGCAACAGGAAGCAAAUGAAACGUUGGCAGAGAUGGAGGAAGAACUACGAUAUGCACCCCUGACUUUCCGUAACCCCAUGAUGUCUAAGCUGCGAAACUACCGGAAGGACCUUGCUAAACUCCACCGUGAGGUGAGAAGUACACCUUUGACAGCCACACCUGGAGGCCGAGGAGAACUGAAGUAUGGCACAUAUGCCUUAGAGAAUGAGCAUUUGAAUCGGCUACAGUCUCAAAGAGCAUUGCUUCUACAAGGCACUGAAAGCCUGAACCGGGCCACCCAAAGCAUCGAGCGCUCUCAUCGGAUUGCCACAGAAACUGACCAGAUUGGUUCAGAAAUCAUAGAAGAGCUAGGGGAGCAACGAGACCAGUUGGAACGUACCAAGAGUAGACUGGUGAACACAAAUGAAAACUUGAGCAAAAGCCGAAAGAUUCUUCGUUCAAUGUCCAGAAAAGUGAUAACCAACAAGCUGCUGCUCUCCGUCAUCAUCCUGCUGGAGCUAGCCAUCCUGGUCGGUCUGGUGUAUUACAAAUUCUUUCGACACCACUGAACUUCUGUAGGGAAGGCAUUGUGGACCAGAAUCUUGCCUCUGAAUGAAUGGUGUUAGGGAUAUAUGUUGCUGCUGUGGGCUAACAGUUCAAAAAAGUAUUGUCUUGUCAGACUAUGGGAGGAAGGGCAAUGGAAAACACAUAAAUGUGAAGAAAUGGCAACAAGACAAGUGUGUAUACUAAGGUAAUAAAUGCUGUUUAUGACUUCUUCACACUUACAUGUAUAACAUUAAUAGCUUGUAAACUUCAAAAACAAAUAACAAAAUACAUUUACAGUAAA